AUGACCUCGCUAUCGACCUUCACGAGAUUUCUAGAGACCGCCCAUCCCACCCUGAGGGAGUUGACAAUGAACAAGAUAAUCUGGACAAAUGAUCGACACUUUGAUAACCACGAAAAGCAAGCCAAGGACGAAGAGGCAGUUCGGCUCAUGCGCCUUAUCGCGGUCCAUCUUCGCGACUAUAGUGCCCUCCGGCUGCUGGAGAUAGGCACUUGGACCUACCAGGAUGUGAAAAUCGCUUUCCAAGAUCCGUUCGACCGCGAUAGAGACUCGUUUCUCGCGUUGUAUAAUGCGAAGUACGCCACUGUACCCUAUAGAGAAUAG
This is a messenger RNA of Aspergillus mulundensis, 321 nucleotides long. RefSeq lists its product as uncharacterized. NCBI's taxonomy places the organism in Eukaryota, Fungi, Ascomycota, Eurotiomycetes, Eurotiales, Aspergillaceae. The transcript has a single exon. Bases 1 to 321 code for a protein of 106 amino acids. The record is from RefSeq and is a predicted model, not a curated record.